UGCUUUGUUCUGUCCUCGCAUAUAAAAUUAUUCGAGGUAGUCGGGUGGUGGGUCAGAUAAACACACCCUCUCUGGCAGAGAUGAUUCCUUCUUACUACUUCAGCCAGCUCGUGCAGACCCUCCGCCUCGCCAACAGUCGGAUCGCCCUCACAGCCCUGCUCCACCGCGCGACUCUCCGCCCAACUCACCACGCCAAGCGCACCGCAUCCCACCUCCGCAUCGACAUCACCAAAGCACGCAGGUGUCCGAUCAGCCUCGUCUCCCGUCGGCCUUUGCCACUCCUAGUCUCGUCCCCACCGCUGGUUCCGGUGGCGAAUAAUAUGCAGGGCCUGGACGUGGAUGCGAUGGCGUCAUCGGCACUCAAAGGCUUGCAUUAUUCCUACCCGGACCUUCUCAUGUAUUCAGAUAUACCGAUCCCGGGUGCGCCACUUCUCAGGCCAUGCCAACUCCCCGAGGUCGACGCGUCAGAGCUUUCCUUUGACUCGCCAAAGCCAUCCUCUGGUAAGUCCCUGCAUAUAUGUACCCCAUUCCCACCACCAUCGUUCUCGAUAGCAGCACCGUCUUCGUGCGAACUGUUCACUCCCCCCGAGGCAUACACCGGACUACGGAUUAUCAUCCCCGCCCGGAAUAAUAAAAAGCGCAAAUGGCAAGAUGCCCAGAUUGGACUGGACGAUGAAGAUACCCGUCGGGCAAAGCGCAUCGUCGUGAAUGGGUGGAUAACGUCACCCAUUCAGACGCACGAGUACAUCGACACUGCCCCAUGUCUUUCUGGAUGAUCGUUUCCUUCCCACUCGCCACCCUCAUGGACAUUCGAAUGCUUAUUUAUACUGCACACCACGCACCCUCCUUUCUCACAAUCACACACACAUUCUUUCCAUCGGACUUGUGCGUAUAUCCACACUUACAUAUACCACGCACUCUUGCGCCCAGCACAGUGUCUAAUCGAUUAGACUUGUUCAUCCGUACGACAUAUUUUCCCCUCUCUUUUGAGGAUGAGGAGCUUGCUCUUCUUAUACCUACCAUACUUGCCUGGUCGUAGUCCAUAUUACUCACUCAACUGCUAGUGGUAGCAUUUUUGAGACAUGGAAAAGAACUUUCCCUGUGCACUGUCUCUCAGCUGGUCCAUCUUAUGAUGCGUAGAUAGAUAUCACA
Pisolithus orientalis is the source of this 1152-nucleotide messenger RNA. RefSeq lists its product as uncharacterized. The transcript has 3 exons. Lineage: Eukaryota; Fungi; Basidiomycota; Agaricomycetes; Boletales; Pisolithaceae. The coding region runs from base 81 to 776 and encodes 231 amino acids. The record is from RefSeq and is a predicted model, not a curated record.